Molecule: messenger RNA, 1287 nt
Organism: Drosophila rhopaloa
Lineage: Eukaryota; Metazoa; Arthropoda; Insecta; Diptera; Drosophilidae
Product: protein late bloomer
Exons: 6
Coding region: 37-750 (237 amino acids)
Cellular component (GO): membrane
Source: RefSeq, a predicted model, not a curated record
UUCGUGUGCGAUAUUCUAGAGAUAAUUCGGAUAAGUAUGACGGAUUUUCGGACGUCGUCAAUACUUCGGAGGCGAAACCGCAAGUUGAGGCUGAGAAUCUGCCGAUACGUGAUCUACUUCUUCUGGGUUCUCAAUUUCAUUUUCACCUUUGCGGAUAUUUAUAUGUAUUCUCUCAGGCUGAGUAAGAAGAUGGAUUGUUGGAGGUGUCUGUUCAAAACCUAUAUGAUUAUAGCGAUUUGCGUAUCUGUUGGGAAGAUUCCACUGCUGAUCGUGGGCAUACCCAUGGUAUUUCUCAAGUUAACCAGGAGACUUCGCAUUUACGUGACGGUUCUCUUCUUGGCCACGUGGUUGCAAAUGAUGUUGACUAUUUUGUUUUCACAGGAAUACCAAGCUAUAAGCGAUGUGCUACGAUUGUGGGCAAAUCACAAAAGUCUGGAGUUCUUCGAAGUUCAUUCCACGUGCUGCGGCGUGGUAGGACCCGACGACUACAAGCUGGCUAAUAUGAUGGUACCCCCAUCAUGCUUCAAGGAUCGCAGUGGAGAGCUGGAGGACCAGUACCAAGUUGGCUGCUCUACCCGCUCAGUAAAGCCAGUUUUUCCGGUUGUCCAAGUGGUUUCCGUCUUACUUCAGUACGGGUUAGUCCUAGUGUUGGCUGUGUACCUAGUUAUCCUGAAAAGGACAGAGAUCCGCCGUCGCACUAUGUGGUCGCUGAGUCCCACUGAAGUAAAUUCUGUUGACAGUGAUGAGUAAAGCAAUAGGCGGAACUGGGAAGUAAUGCCAAAGAGACGAAAGUAAGUCAACUUUGGUGUUACUUUCCAGCUCCGGCUAGGGCUUAAGCAGCAGACUUCCAUGUGGGAUUGAAAUUCGGAAUCGGUUUGCAUUUCACUUCGCUCUGGGAAUGGGUAUUGGCAUUGGCGUGCGAGACAAAUUGGAUGCUGCUGGCCCUCGUCAUAUUUCACGGACUGCAAUCAAUAACGAUAAACACUUGAGUCGCAAAUCCAAUGUCCAGAAUCCGAUGUCCGAUGGCAUGCAUAUGGAUGAGCCAAUAAAGAAAUCAACAUAGCAUGUCGGACAAUUGAAAAAGUAUUGCAAAUGCCGGGACAGCCGGGGAUUCGGACAUGGAAUAGGACUCCAAUCCGGACAAUAUGCAAAUGCAGUUAAGCAGAAAAUAUUCAAGGACAAUCCAGACCCACCUCCCCGCACCCUCCGGAGUUUAUCUUCUUUUUAUGUCCCUCUACCCGCGCAUAAAUUUUAUUGUUGUCAACAUUAAAUUCUAGUCGUGAGAAA